CUCCGAAAAAAAUAAAAAUAAAAAAAAUAAAGAUAGAUAGAAGAAGAAGAAUAAGAAAAAGAAAGGGGGAAAAAAGAAGGCUUUGUUCUCUUUUUGUUUCUUCACUCUCUGCAAAUGUUUGAAUCUACUUGGAUCGGAUCGAUUGGGACGAGCGCUGGAUUCGAUUCUUUCUAUCGAUUCUUUGACGAUGUUUAGUUGGAACGGGCGAGAUCAGGUAGGAGGCGCGGUGUGGCCUAAUUACAAUGAGACUAAGGAUCAUAUUGUGCCUCAUCCUAUGGAAACUGAAGAGGACGCUUUGUUUCCCGGUGUAGAAUAUGAAAAGUUUAAGAGAGAUGAAGGUCUUACCUCUCUUGUGCAGUGUACUGAGCAGUCAGCUGAGGCCAAACAUAGUCAUAUCAGUUACAGAUCAGAUGGAAGCUCCGGUUUUCAAACAAAUGAAGAGCUUUCUUCUUCACAAGCUGAGAUAGAUUCUUGGCUUGAUUUUCCUAACUUAUGCAUUGAGCUUAAGGAUGACUACAGCCACGGAAAUAAUCAUAAUCCAGUGAUGGAAUCGAUGAAUGAUCUCACUGAUGGAACCAGCCUGAACUCAGUUAGAGGUGAACCAGCGCAGCUACAUCACGAGUCUGGCUUGAUUGGUCAUGAAGAUAAUAAAGAAAAUGAUGAUUUUCUUGAAUGUGAUUGGGCUACUUUUGGAGAUUUUGAUGAUAUUGAGAAACUAUUUAGAAAAGAUGACUCCAUAUUUGGACAUGAUAUGAUUGGAGAUGCAGAUGGGCUUCUUUCUCCAUCUAAAGAUGUCAUUGAUAGUGCUGCCCAAUCAAUUCUGAUGCCUGACCUACCAUUAUGCAAAAACCAAACUUCUGAUGAAGGUUGCUCAUCUUUCCAGUCAGAUGAUCAUACUGACAAACAAAGAAGCCCCUUAUGUAAAGAGAAGGUAGAUGGGCAGAAACUAAUACCCGGGUCUCAGAACAAAGCAGAAGAAAAGGGGAAGAACAGACUAUCAAGGAACAUAAAGGAAAGUUAUAACCAAAACCAAAAUAAUGCAAGUAUAAGCAUUCAAAGUUCAGUUACAACUCCUCUGAAAGCCUUUCAGUCAAAACCGAUGAGUCAAGAGAUGCAAUUUGGUGAUGCUAAGCGUAUGGGAGACCAAGGAUAUCCUACAAAUUGCUUACCUGGAGUGCAGUUUUCUUCAAAUGUCAUAGAAAAAAACCAAAAGAGACCUGUUCCUUCUACAUACGAUGUUCGUUCUGGUGACACAAAGCAUCCAAAAAUUUCAAAUAGACUACAAGAUGGCACGCCAGGAAUUAUGACAGCUCAAGAGAAGAUGGAGAAACUAAGGCAAUUACAGAAAAUGCAGGCCCAGCUAGCUAUUGAAAAGCAACAGCUGCAAUAUAAUCAUCAACCAUCUGAUGCUGACGUUUCUGCCCCUCAGUGCUCUACAUUGACAUAUGAAUCCCCUUCAGAGGAAGUCAUAUACUGUCAACUUCGAGAUGUUGUGGAAAAGUUGGAUAUUAGGACUAGACUUUGUAUUCGAGAUAGCUUGUUUCGGCUUGCCAGAAGUGCAAUGGAACGACAAAGUGCUAGUGACAGAAGCAGUACCAACAAAAGUAACAGAGAGGAGGAUGAAGUUUCUGCAGAUGAAGAGUUGAGAAAUUAUGAUCGACGUGCAACGUUGGCAGAUCCAGAAACAGAUACAAAUCCUAUUGAUCGCAUCGUGGCCAAUUUGCUCUUCCAGAGACCAACAGAAGCUUGUUCCAGAAUUGGCUCAUAUCUGCUCAGCUCAACUUAGUAAUCUCCCUUUUCAUAACCCAUAAGCACAUGAAUCCUUUACUUUUGUAUUUUAAAAAAAAAACUACUUAUAAACUAUCUCUUGUAAUAAGGAUUGGCGUGGAUGCUUGUCAUUUGAUUGACGAGAAGAGAAGGAUCUGCAGUCUUUUAUGUGAAGUAAGAUGUAUUAUGACAAGAUCUUGUUACUUUCUUGUAUCUUUCUUCUUUUUGUUUGUAAUAUAUACAACCUUUACAUUUUUCUUAUUGAGGGAGUUCUCUGUUUCUAUGA
Messenger RNA from Asparagus officinalis (garden asparagus), 2053 nucleotides. RefSeq names its product protein LNK2. Lineage: Eukaryota; Viridiplantae; Streptophyta; Magnoliopsida; Asparagales; Asparagaceae. The coding region runs from base 188 to 1786 and encodes 532 amino acids. Gene Ontology annotation, biological process: regulation of DNA-templated transcription; circadian rhythm. The transcript has 8 exons. The record is from RefSeq and is a predicted model, not a curated record.